UUAGAUUUUUCUGAGAAAAUGUUCCGAAUCCUGGCAAUCCUGACUCUGAAGGCACAGCUCCACCUCAUGACAGCUUUAUUCGUAGUUGAAGUUCCCCAGGAACUAUACACUGUAGAAUAUGGAAGCAACAUCACCAUGGAAUGCAGGUUUCCAGUGAAUGGAGAGUUAAAUCUAAAACUCUUAAGUGUUGUUUGGGAGCAAAAAGAGCAAAAAGAACAGGAAUCCAAAGAGGUCUACACCCUUCACAAAGGAGAGGAAAUCCUUCAAUCCCAACACAGCCGCUACCAGGGAAGAGCAACAUUGUUACAUGAUCAGUUGAAAUUGGGACGCUCUGUGCUUCAAAUCAUAGAUGUCAAGCUCAUGGAUGCAGGGUCUUACCGCUGUCUCAUUGACUACCAAGGAGCUGAUUACAAAUACGUUAUUUUGAAAGUAAAAGCUUCCUACAAGAAAAUACACAUCCAAGGAAAAAAUAAACCGGAUGAAGAGAAAUUGGUUUUAACUUGCCGGUCGGAAGGAUUUCCCCCGGCUGAAGUGUUCUGGCAUAAUGAAAAGAAUCAGAGUGUGUCUGCAAAUACUACCUACACACUGACCACAGAUGGACUAUACAAUGUCACCAGUAUUGCAACAGUCAAGCCAGAAACAGGAGAAAACUAUAGCUGCAUGUUCUGGAAUAAAGAAUUGAAUGAAGCAACUUUGGCUUCUGUUUCCACAUUAGGUCUAGUCAGUUCGGAAAAUGUUGGACAAAAACCUCCAAUCUUAUUUAUCGUCCCAACGUGUGUAAUAGCAGUUAUUUUCCUAUCUGCAAUCUUGAUUUUUUGGAGGAAAAAAACAUUUACAAAGUUUCAUGGGAAAAAAGACAAAAGACGACAAAUCCAUCAUUUAUCCAGGGAAGAGAACAGAGAGUUGAACACUCAGACACAGGAUUUAAUCUCAAUGAAUGUCACCAGUUCAAGAGGCAGCAGGGAAGAAAGCCUAUAAAAACUCAUCUGUCAUGCUUUCAGUUUGCACUUUUCUGAUCUCUCUUGGAGGCCUACCUAGGGAAGUACAGCACUUUAGUUCCAAGACAAACUGCACGUUUUGUUUUUGUCAGCAGUAUUGCACUUAAGUGCUUCCCAUGCCUUUCCAUGUAUUGUCUUUCAGAGUUACAGAGACAUAUACUAUUACUAAAUGUAGCUGAUAGUUGUCAAGGGAUUAUUUGAGGGAGUAUUUCAUACAUUAUGUGUUUGGGUAGAUUGUUCUCCUGAGAACAUAGUGUGCACCAACAAUUGUAUUUUCAAGGAUCUCCUUCCUAGCUGGCUUGUUUUCAGAAGUGGAGCUGGGAUACAAAGGCCUUGUCACUUUUUGUGGGACUCUAAAUAAAAGCAAUACAUGGUAGCAGUUGCCUGGACAAUCACCUACUGCAUGCAAAAAUUACUACACAACCAUUUCUCCAGGACCAAACUUUCCAGCAAAACUGAAAGUUACCUCAAGCACCAACAACAGGGAAUAGACUGAAGAAAUUUUCAGAAACCCAAGGAAGCUGUUGAGACUAAAGCAAGGAAGAGUUCCCCCACCCCAAAUUCAACAUUAUCAUCACAGAACACAUGGUUUUCUGUACGGUUUCUGUUAACCCUCACAUGCUAUUGCUAAUUUGUGACAAGUGGAUUAUAUGAAAUUUGUU
This is a messenger RNA of Alligator sinensis (Chinese alligator), 1660 nucleotides long. It is a transcript of the gene PDCD1LG2, whose product is annotated as programmed cell death 1 ligand 2. Lineage: Eukaryota; Metazoa; Chordata; Crocodylia; Alligatoridae. The transcript has 6 exons. Bases 19 to 978 code for a protein of 319 amino acids. Gene Ontology annotation, biological process: negative regulation of T cell proliferation; cell surface receptor signaling pathway; T cell costimulation. Gene Ontology annotation, cellular component: external side of plasma membrane. The record is from RefSeq and is a predicted model, not a curated record.